UGGACUGAACUAGCUGUCGGAGAUGAACAGUAUUAUCCAGUGUACAUUGGACCUCAAGAUGGGUUGAGGGAAGCUGACAAGAUUGAUGCUCUGCCGGGGCAGCCUGAAGGAGUGGACUUUGAUCAGUAUGCAGGAUAUGUAACCGUGGAUCCAAAAGCUGGAAGAGAAUUGUUCUAUUACUUUGUGGAGUCACCUCAGAAAUCUUCCUGCAAACCUCUAGUCCUAUGGCUCAAUGGAGGACCAGGAUGUUCAUCACUUGGCUAUGGAGCCAUGCAAGAACUGGGACCUUUCAGAGUCAACAGUGAUGGAGAGACACUCUCCAGAAAUAACUAUGCAUGGAACAAUGUGGCAAAUGUGCUAUUCCUUGAAUCCCCUGCCGGAGUCAGAUUUUCAUAUUCGAAUACAUCCUCCAACUAUGACAACGCUAGCGACAAGAGCACUGCUGAAGACUCUUACACAUUUCUUUUAAAUUGGCUUGAAAGGUUCCCCCAAUACAAAACCCAAGAUUUCUACCUAACUGGAGAGAGCUAUGCUGGUCACUUUGUGCCUCAGCUUGCUUAUACCAUCCUGUCAAAGAACAAGAACACAAACCAAACAAAAAUUAAUCUAAAGGGCAUUGCUGUUGGGAAUGCUUUAAUAGAUGAUAACAUCAACAUCAAGGGGAGGUUUGACUUUCUCUGGACACAUGCUUUGAGCUCUGAUGAAGCCAACGCAGGAAUAAACAAGUACUGUGAUCUUCUCACAGGGAACACUUCAAAAACUUGUUACAAAUAUCUAGAUCAGGCAUCUCAUGAGAUUGGAAACAUUGAUAUUUACAACAUCUAUGCCCCACUUUGCCAUUCAACAGAAACAAAGACAGCUUCCACUUGUUCUGUCAAAAGUUUUGAUCCCUGCACGGACAACUAUGUCAACUCCUACAUGAAUUUAGCUGAGGUGCAGAAAGCUUUUCAUGCCAGGAAUACAUCAUGGUCAUCUUGCAGUGGCAUUGGAUGGGCAGACAGCCCUACAACCAUUCUACCCACAAUCAAGCAGCUUAUAGAUUAUGGCAUUAGCAUAUGGAUGUACAGUGGUGACAUUGAUGGCAUGGUUCCAAUAACCUCCUCUAGGUAUGCGAUAAACACCUUGAAGCUUCCUGUGAAGACGGCUUGGCGUCCGUGGUAUUAUAACAAAGAGGUUGGCGGGUACGUGGUUGAAUAUAAGGGAUUGAUCCUAACCACAGUAAGAGGCGCCGGGCAUGAAGUUCCAAGCUACCAACCAGAGCGAUCACUGACCAUGAUCUCAUCUUUCCUUCAGGGAAAGCUUCCUCCAUCUUCAUGAACCAGCAACAUUAUUAAAUUUUCUUAAACUGAUUCAGCAGGUUAAUACAUUUCUCGAUGUAAUCCCCUAUGAAGUCCUAAGAAAGAUGAAAUUAUAUAAAUGAA
Messenger RNA from Cornus florida, 1421 nucleotides. RefSeq names its product serine carboxypeptidase 1-like. The record is from RefSeq and is a predicted model, not a curated record. Gene Ontology annotation, molecular function: serine-type carboxypeptidase activity. The annotation marks the transcript as partial. NCBI's taxonomy places the organism in Eukaryota, Viridiplantae, Streptophyta, Magnoliopsida, Cornales, Cornaceae. Gene Ontology annotation, biological process: proteolysis. Gene Ontology annotation, cellular component: vacuole. The transcript is spliced from 8 exons.